Messenger RNA from Ipomoea triloba (trilobed morning glory), 1533 nucleotides. Its product is annotated as protein FAR1-RELATED SEQUENCE 5-like. The record is from RefSeq and is a predicted model, not a curated record. Bases 1 to 1533 code for a protein of 510 amino acids. The transcript is spliced from 6 exons. NCBI's taxonomy places the organism in Eukaryota, Viridiplantae, Streptophyta, Magnoliopsida, Solanales, Convolvulaceae.
AUGGCGAAUGGAAGACGAUCAGUGGUAACGUUCGAUCUAAUUUUUCUUGUUCGCAAAGGGAGCAAAGGAGAUUACAUUUGUUCAUCGCGAUUUGAGUUCAUUAUGUCGCGAAUUAUGGGAGAGAUGUUAGGUAGAAGUAAUCUUAUUGAUGAUAUUGAUUUGAAUGCGUUGAUUGUUGAAGAUUACAGUUCAUUAACUCCUGUUGAAUGUAAUCUCCCUAAUGGUGUUGAAUCGGAUUCACUAGUUGUAUGUAAUGCUAGUUCUUCCUGUUCUGAUGGUGAUCACGAUGACAUUCCAGAUGGCUGUAAUCCAUCUGCUGGAGGUGGUGGUACUUCUACAGAUGCCAAUGAGGAUGAUUCAUCUAUUCCAGCUAAUCAAGAAUUGGUGGGACAUUCUGUUUAUUCACUUGAAGAAGCAUUUGAUAUGUAUAAUGAUCUUGCAUCUCGGAUGGGAUUUAGUGUUAGGAAGGGUAAACAGUACUACUUCCCUGGAACUCGGAAUGUGAAGUCGAAAAAGUUCCAUUGUUAUAAGGCUGGGUUGAAAGCAAAACAAGCGAGUGCUAAUAAGUGUUAUACAAAGAUAGAUACUCGGACUGGAUGUGAUGCAAUGUGUCAAUUUGACUUAGAUUCAAGUGGGAAGUGGGUAGUUACAAAACAUGUAAAGGAGCACAACCAUGAGUUGUGUCCGGCAUCUGCAAGCUAUAUGCUUAGGUCGCAUAGGAACGUUUCUGUUGAUCAGUUGACAUACCUUAAAGAUAUGAAGAGGAGUGGAGUCCCAUUAUCUGAUGGUAUUCGGUUUUUAAAACAUCAGUCUGGAGGUUCACCAUUUGUUGGAUUUACUGCCAGGGAUGCUUAUAACACAAUGUUGUUAGAUUCGGCGAAGCAUUUAGAUGGGACUGACUCUAACACUUUGAUUGAGAUUUUUCGGAAGAGACAAUUGAAUGAGUCUGGUUUCUUUUUUGAUUUCGAAGUUGAUGAUGAUGCUAGGUUGUGUAGUUUUUUUUGGAGGGAUGUGCAAAUGAAGUCGGAUUAUUUGUUGUUUGGUGAUUUGGUGGUACAUGAUACAACAUACCGUACCAAUAGGUAUGAUAUGAUUUGUGGUCCAUUUGUAGGUAUGAACCACCAUUGUAUGAAUGUGAUGUUUGGUUGUGGCUUUUUAUUGAAUGAGAGGACAGAAUCUUUUGUUUGGCUGUUCAAAACGUUUCUACAGUCAAUGGAUGGUAGGCAGCCACAAACAAUAAUGACUGAUCAGUGUUCUGCCAUGGCUGCUGCAAUCAUGCAAGUAUUUCCAAAUUCAAAACAUAGGCUAUGUAUUUGGCACAUUGGGGAGAAUUCAAAGAAGCACAUCAAAGGAUUGAGAAUGCAAAAGGGUUUCAUAGAGUUAUUUAAUUUUCUGUUAAAGUAUAGUGACACAGAAGCUGAAUUUGAAUUUUACUGGAACAGAUCCUAUUUGUUUUUAGAGCUCAACUGGAUUUAUUUGGCAUACCCCACACCCUCUCUACUUACAAUGAAAUUUUUGUUUUGUCUUUUUUGA